Molecule: messenger RNA, 1093 nt
Organism: Camelina sativa (false flax)
Lineage: Eukaryota; Viridiplantae; Streptophyta; Magnoliopsida; Brassicales; Brassicaceae
Source: RefSeq, a predicted model, not a curated record
GAGCCAACGUGAACAGAAGAACGGUGACGGUAACGGUAACGGGGAGCGAGGCCAUUGUUGUGUGAAGAAGGAAUUCUGAACUAUGAGGGAUUUUGAGGCUGUUCGUCUGACUGAGAUUUCUAGGUUUCUCCAUGACUUCACGGAGGAAAAGAAGAAAGGUGUAUCAAGAAUCAUGUGCUGAUAAAUCAAAAAUUCCAUGUUCGCCAGUCGUUGUAUUAGCUCACGGUGCCGGUGCUCCCUCUUCUUCCGACUGGAUGAUUAGAUGGAAGGAAAUGUUAAAGAAGUCAUUAGCAGCUGUUGAAGUGGUCACAUUUGACUACCCUUAUCUUGCUGGUGGGAAAAGAGGAGUUGCUCCUAAAGCUGAAAAAUUGAUUGAGUUUCAUUUGGAUGUUGUUAAAGAAACUGCUGCUAAAUUCCCUGGUCAUCCUUUGAUAUUAGCUGGCAAAUCAAUGGGUUCUAGGGUAAGCUGUAUGGUUUCAGCUGUGAAUGAAGAUAUUACAGUUUCAGCUGUGAUAUGUUUAGGAUAUCCACUUAAGGGCGCUAAAGGUGUGAUAAGAGACGAGACCUUGCUGGAAAUGGGAGUCCCAGUGAUGUUUGUUCAGGGUAGCAAAGAUCCUAUGUGUCCUCUGGAUAAGCUUGAAGCUGUUUGUAACGAAAUGAAAGCUGUGACUGAGCUGCAUGUGAUUGAUGGUGGAGAUCACUCCUUCAAGAUUGGGAAGAAACACCUUGAAACAAAGGGGUUGACACAAGAUGAAGUCGAAGAUGUUGCUCUGAAAGCAAUAGCCGCUUUUGUCUCCAAAUCUCUUGCUCAAAGCUCAUAAUUUGUAGUCAAGGUUUACCAGGUUUGUGGGUAUAAACUACAUUUUCUUCGCCUGCCCUGUAGUACAUUGCUUAUUCAACUCCUAAUGGCUAAUGCUGUCAAUCUUGUGCCAACUUUAGUUUUAUAUUUCUAAUGGUAAACUGCAGUUCUUAGAUUUCUUUUUACUACUUCUUUUACACCAAAGUCAAGUGUUUUUGGUUAGUUAAUGUAGUUAUGAAGUCUCCUUCAACUAAGCAUCGAUCUUGGCUUUGUGUGAUACUGUCCCAUUAAUUA